AUGGUUCUUGUGACAGUUUGUAAUGAAGUCUGUAAAGUUAAAGUAAAUUCAACAAAUCGGUGUAUUGAUAAUGGUGCAAUCAAACAUGUCACAAAUUGUUUAGAUUUAUUUGUUGAUUUUCAAACAUUUAAAACGCCCUGUAACGUCAAAGUGGCUGGAAAGGAAACUUGCAAAGCAGUUGAUCAAGGAUCAGUUAGAGUUUUGUCGAAAGUUGAUGAGAAAAUUGAAGAACUAAUAUUGAAAGAUGUACGGUAUGUUCCAAAUAUUACAAAAAAUCUUUUCUCUAUACUGGUAGCUCAAGAUAAAAAUCCUCUAAGUACAUUAUUUUCUACAACAACAAAAUGUUGGUUGAAAGCUGAUUGA
Molecule: messenger RNA, 363 nt
Organism: Cinara cedri
Lineage: Eukaryota; Metazoa; Arthropoda; Insecta; Hemiptera; Aphididae
Source: the annotation of a GenBank genome assembly